Messenger RNA from Xenopus laevis (African clawed frog), 3686 nucleotides. It is a transcript of the gene h6pd.S, whose product is annotated as hexose-6-phosphate dehydrogenase (glucose 1-dehydrogenase) S homeolog. Gene Ontology annotation, molecular function: glucose-6-phosphate dehydrogenase activity; NADP binding; oxidoreductase activity, acting on CH-OH group of donors. The record is from RefSeq and is a predicted model, not a curated record. Gene Ontology annotation, biological process: glucose metabolic process; pentose-phosphate shunt, oxidative branch; carbohydrate metabolic process. The transcript is spliced from 6 exons. NCBI's taxonomy places the organism in Eukaryota, Metazoa, Chordata, Amphibia, Anura, Pipidae. Gene Ontology annotation, cellular component: endoplasmic reticulum. Bases 312 to 2678 code for a protein of 788 amino acids.
CAACAACAGGAAGAGAAGUGUGGCGCACACAAAUGAUGUCACUAGAAGAUGAAGGGGAGGGGUACUAUCUUAAUUCAGGCACCGUGGGCAGGCUUAAGUGAAUGUUGUUCUAGAGUGGACACGCUUACUUUCAGAUUCUAAUAAUGACUGGUGUGGAGGACAGUUAGAAAUGUGUGAUAAGUGAGUUUUAAAUACAAAUUUGAUGCAGGAAGCAGUUACAGGGCAUCCGCCAGCUGAGCAAUGUAUACAGUCAUCUUCCUGACGAUUUGCAGGGACCAAAGAGAAGUUUGAGACAACUAGGAGUCAACAACAUGUUGCUGAAAGGCCUUCUUAUCAUGCUGCUGCUGGGAACCAAUUUUGUUGACUGCACAGAACAUAAGGGGCACAUAUCUGUUAUUCUUGUAGGAGCCACUGGAGACCUAGCAAAGAAGUACUUGUGGCAAGGACUCUUCCAUCUCUACCUGAAUGAAGCUGAUACUGGGCACAGCUUCAUUUUUUAUGGAGGUGCUCUUUCACCCCAAGAAAAGGGGGAGGGUGUAAUAUUUGAUGUACUAAAGUCUCUUCGCUGUCCUGGGGAUGUCACACCAGACAGAUGUGCUCUGUUGAAAGAUCAGUUUCUCAGGCUCAGCCGUUACAGACAACUGAAGACUGCUGAGAAUUAUACAGCACUGAACCAGGACAUCCAAAAUACAAUGUCAGAGGAGGGACUACACGAGGCUGGGAGGUUAUUCUAUCUGUCUGUGCCACCAUUUACAUACACUGAUAUUGCUCGCAGCAUAAACGCCACUUGUCGACCACUGCCUGGUGCUUGGCUGCGUGUUGUCUUAGAGAAGCCAUUUGGACAUGAUUAUGCAUCUGCACAACAACUGGCCACUGACCUACAGCUGUUCUUCAAAGAGGAUGAGAUCUAUAGAAUUGAUCAUUACUUGGGAAAGCAGACGGUUGAACAGAUUCUGCCUUUUCGACGACAGAAUAGAAAGCACCUAGAUCCCAUCUGGAACCGAGAACAUGUGGAGCGAGUGGAGAUUGUUCUAAAAGAAACUGUUGAUGCAAAAGCACGCACUAGCUUCUACGAGGAAUAUGGUGUCAUCCGAGAUGUCAUCCAGAACCACCUGACAGAAAUCUUGACAUCUGUAUCUAUGGAAGUACCACUUAAUUACAGCAAGUCAUAUGAUGCCCUACAAGCAAAACUGGAGGUCAUGAACGCUCUUCAAAGCCUUGAUCAUAGCAGUGCUGUCAUUGGCCAGUAUCAGAACUAUCUUGCGCAGGUCAGAGAGGAGCUGGAAAAAAAUUCAAAUUUCUUCACAAACACACAAACCUUUGCGGGUGUGUUGGUUCAAAUAGAUAACACUCGAUGGGAAGGGGUUCCAUUCAUAUUAACAUCUGGAAAAGCCUUGGAUGAGAGAACUGCAUAUGUUCGUGUUCUGUUCAAAGACAAUUCCUUCUGUCUUCAGAAAGAAACUAAUGGAGAGACUGACAGAACAUUUUGUAAAAGGAAACAGAUUAUUUUUCACAUUGGGCAUGGGGAUUUAGGAUUCCCUGCUAUUUUAGUUAGCCGUGGGCUUUUUAAACCAAAGUUUCCCUCAAGACAUUGGCAAGAAGCAACAGAGCUUCCCUCCCUCCAUUUGUUUGGGCAGCCUCUCACUGAUUAUUACGUGUACCGUCCUGUAAAAGAGAUGGAUGCAUAUUCUUUACUGAUUUCUAAUAUAUUCUAUGGAAAGAAGGAAACUUUCGUCACAACAGAAAAUUUAUUGUCUUCUUGGACAUUCUGGACUCCACUCCUGGAAAUUCUGGAUAGAGAGUCACCUAGAGUGUACCCAGGAGGCAGAGAAAAUGGACAGUUGCUUGACUUUGUAAUAGAGAAUGGUGGUUUGCAAUUUGCAGCAGUUGAGCCACUGGAAAUAAUGGGCAUGGAACAUAAGUCAAGUUUUGCUUCUAUCCAUUCUACCUUUCUUGGCAAUUCAAUGGUGUCCAACUGGGCUGAACAACUGAUAGAGAAGCUUGCACAGGAUAUACAGCUGGCAGCUGAAUCUGCAGUGCAAAAGUCGGGAGUCUUUCACCUUGCUCUCUCUGGUGGUUCCACCCCAUUGGCUUUGUUUCAGAGGUUAACGAAGCAUCACCAUGGGUUCCCAUGGAAACGCACCCACUUAUGGCUUGUUGAUGAGCGUUGCGUACCUUUCACAGAGCCAGACUCUAACUUUGGCAACAUUGAAAAGUAUCUUUUGCAGCAUGUGAGAGUACCUUAUAUAAAUAUUCAUCCCAUGCCAGUAGACAGAAACCAAAGAAUUUGUUCAGAGGAAGACCUUGGCACAGAGGUGUAUACUAAAGAGAUUUCUGCUCAUGUUAGCAAUUCCAGCUUUGAUAUGGUGCUCUUAGGCUUGGGCAGUGACGGUCACACAGCCUCCAUAUUCCCAGGAGCACAGGAUGGGAUUGAAGGAGAUAAAUCUGUGUUGUUUACAGAAAGCCCUGGGCAACCUCACCGGAGGAUGAGCUUAAGUCUUUCUCUGAUCAACAAAGCUUGUAAGGUUGCAGUGCUAGUUCUGGGAAAAGGCAAGCAUGACAUUGUUACACUAAUAAGCCGUGCAGAAAGGAACCCUAUGAAAUGGCCAAUCUUUGGUGUUAAUCCGACUUUUGGAAAGUUGGUGUGGUACAUUGAUUAUGAUGCUCUGUUGAAGUAAAAUUUACCAUGCUUGUUCUGGUCCACCGAAGUGCCUUUUCUGUGCCCUACCAGAAAGAUGUGCUAGGUGAAGGUACAUUUUUAAUAUGUUAUGGACAAGAAGUGAUUUGCUCAUAAAUAAAGCAUUUCUAGCCCAUUCUCCAGCAAAUCCAUAUACAUAAAAAUAUCAUAGACCAGCUAUGCCACAGCUCUUGCAUUAGCCUAUAUUUCCCGGUGUCCUAAUCUGACCAUAAUCGGAAAGAUAAAUAGACCAGCAUUUACUUCUACUGCACAACUAUCUCCAUAAAACUGUUUUUUUAUUUAUGUAGAUGAUUCUGUACUUGUUUCAAAGUCUAGUGACGUAAAAUGGUGAAAAGAACACAAACUGUUUGGAGGAGAAACAAGUAAGGCCAUAUGUAUGUUAAUAAUUUGCUGUGCUUUAUUUGCCCUCCCUGCCUCAGAUUUGACCUCAAUAAACCUAUUAAAAUCGCUUGUACGAGAGGAAAAAAUGCCUGAUUUUCAGUGCGUCUUUUUCUCUAUAUUUUCUUUCCCUGUUAAUGUUAUUUCUCAAAUAUAAUUUGUUCAUUCUUCAUCUAGUCACUGCCAGUAUUUUAUUGCCUUAUUAGAUUACUGAAACCUAUUCCAAUGACUACUUACAGUAAAAAUGGUGUCACUGAGUAACUGGAAGAUUGUAGGUAAUGACACAUAGGUGCAAACGUUUCUUAAAUAGCCAUAGUUGUAGCAUUUCUGAAACACUGAUAUGUAUUCCAUGCAUAAUAAGGGAACAGGCAGCUUGUUUAUCUGCAGGAUUUGUUGCCUUGAUAUGGAUGGGAUACUUUCCAGUGCUAAAUAUAGAGUAACCAGUGACACAAAAUCUUUCUACUUUUGUAUUGCAAAUGUGGCUAUAACAGGCUUAUACACAUGGAUGAAAUGGUUACACAUGAAGUCUACUUCCAAAAGAAUAUCUGCAAACGAAAUCCCUGUUGCAAUGUGCAAUCUGUGAAUUUAAAGGGAUACUGUCAUGGGAAAA